AUGCAGCUCCUCCCAUAUCUUUUGACUACAGGUCUGAUUGGCCAGGCUAUGGCCGUGAGCAUGAGCAGUCGCUUCACUGUUUCAUCUACUUGCUCAACCUCCAAGGUAGAUGACAUGUUGACUGAAACAAUCGAUAUGGUAGAUACUGCAAUUAAAGGAAUCGAUGCACUUCUCAAUGCUGGAGUUAAACUCAACCCAAAAAUUGCAUCCGCUGCCAUGAAAUCUCUCACGAAAGCUGCCACCACCGCUUGGGGAGUUACAGAGCCUAGUUGGUGGUCAUAUUCAUUAAGUGCAGCUGAUACUGCUCAACUAAAAGCAGCUCAAGCAAACUAUCAAAAGCUUUACUCGGCUUUGAAUUCCGGAACCGGAAUGACUGCAAGCGACAACACAUUAUUCUGCGAUGAUUCAACAUUAAAAUGGACUACCAAAGCAAUUGAUAUUUUCCCAGACGGAGGUACCAUGACUACCGAACAGUACUUCAAGGCACAAGGUUACACCGACACCAGUGUUGUCAAAGGAUUAUGGAAAGAUCCAGAUCACAAACGUGGUAAAAACUUCAAUUUCAUCAUUGACGAAUAUAACGGAGGUCAAAUGUGUGGAACAAAAUCUGCCGAAGCUAUCACAUACUGGCAAACCGGAAACAUGUUCAUGUGCCCCAACGCAUUCAACAGUGCAAACUACAAGACUAGUUUGAAAAGUAUGAGGUCUUCGACAGCUCAAGUUGAAUGGAAUGAUGUUCGAUCACUUCCUGGAACAUUCCUGCACGAAAUGAUGCAUUUCCUCGAUUUGAAACCACAUGUUGUUGAUCAAAGAGUUACUGGGGAUGCUGGAGGACAAGUCGCAGCUUAUGGUUUGAUUGCAGUCUGGAUACUGGGCGGUAAAGCUGGAGAAGAAAUUGUAGACAGGUCAAAGGCUUUGACGAAUGCUGAUUCUUACAAUGUCUUCGCAACGAUGGCAUAUCUCCAAUCGGCAGAAUUUAUUGGCUAA
Molecule: messenger RNA, 987 nt
Organism: Botrytis cinerea B05.10
Lineage: Eukaryota; Fungi; Ascomycota; Leotiomycetes; Helotiales; Sclerotiniaceae
Exons: 5
Coding region: 1-987 (328 amino acids)
Molecular function (GO): metallopeptidase activity
Source: RefSeq, a predicted model, not a curated record